Camelina sativa (false flax) is the source of this 1146-nucleotide messenger RNA. RefSeq lists its product as uncharacterized. NCBI's taxonomy places the organism in Eukaryota, Viridiplantae, Streptophyta, Magnoliopsida, Brassicales, Brassicaceae. The record is from RefSeq and is a predicted model, not a curated record.
AUUUCAAUUUCAUACUAAUUCCUUUUUUUUGUCUAAAUCAGAGAGUCCAUAUAUUAUCUAAGGCCUUUAAAACCAUACAUUGCGCCAUUGACUUCUUUUCCUCAGUAAGUCAACUAUCUUGUAUAGUCUCUAUUUUGAUCGUCAUUUUCUCUUUGUGGACUAAACGAUUCAGAGAGGGUAAUGGGUAAACUUUCUGGAUUUGGUGGCUAUAUCAAUCAGAACUCUCAACAGCCUCCUAAGGCUGAGUCUAAGAGAUCUGAAAAUGUGAAAUCUAAGUCAAGGCCAGAGAUAAAUGAUCACGAGGAGAGAGAUGAGAUGAAGGAGCAAUUAAAACUUUGGAGAGAUGCAGAGAAGAUAAAUCAAUGGGAAGAUCUCCCUGCUAAGGUGAAGGUGGAAACAGAAGAUGGCCUUUCCCAUGUGGACAUUGUGUUUAUAUUGGGAUUGCCUCCUCAAGCAGCCUACGACGUUUUAACUAAUCCAGACAACCAAGCAUACUCCAGAAUAAUCAAUCAGCGCCACGAACUUUUGGAAAACGUGUCAAGAAAAGUUGUGAAGGAAGAUGGAGCAAGGCUGACGGUGGAGUCGGAGAAAGCUGUGGCCUGGAAGUUUCGUUCGUGGUCUGGAACUAUCCCGAUAACUCUAGAUUUCGUCGAAAAUCGUAAAAAUCUUUCUGCAGUAUAUAUGAAAAACAAAAUGAAGUUCAUGAAAACUUUUGAGGGUAGUUGGAAAGUGGAGCCAGUAUACGUGGAUUCAGAACGCUUGUGCAAGAACAUGAAGCCAAAGAGUCGAGAAGAAUACCAAAAAUGUAGCGGUGGACAAGGAAGGAUUGCGUCGAAGGUGACAAUGGAACAAACCUUUCAACCUUCUACUCUUUUGAAUCUACCACCGCUUUCUUGGUACAUCCGCAAGAUCACCAUCAAGAUCACCAAGGAUCUAGUACAAGAUCUUCAAGAUAGGGGCGCCAUAAUACGAGGAGUUUGAAAUGCCCUCAAACCAUUUUGGUAUAAACAUUUAUUAGUUCUCUAAAUCCUCUUUAUUCAAAGUCACUUUGUUCAUCUCAAUACGUAUGCUUUACCGAAUACAAAAAAAAAAAAAAUGUGUAUCAUGUCAUUAUUAACAAGUAAAUCAGAAAAAUAAAUAUUAACA